UUCAGCAAUUCGAUACGGAAAGAAUGUCGAAUGCUUGAGUGCCCGAAUCGGGGCUGAUUGGGUAACAGUAACAUUUCAGAGGGUAAAGACUAGACAGACGACCAGUCUCUUCAGUCGUACCAGGCAAGACUGCGGCAAUUUCCCCCAAAUCCUACGUCGGUGCAGUGCUUUCGUCAUAACCUCAUACUUAGAACCAGUCCCACCCGCACUUCUCUAUCGCUACCAUUCUAUCCCACUCGCUGGUCUGUGGAACUCUUUCCUACUCCCCCCCCUUCUGUGCUCGAGGCUCGCCCGGCUCCUCUCUCUCGCAGACAAGCGGCUUUUGCCCCAGUCGGCUUCUGUUGGCCGCCUGUGACAUGCAAUCACAACAGUCAAACUCAGCUGCACCAGGAGAAAGCGCUGGGGGCCGGCCUCUUCGUGCUCUGCUCCCCGCAACAUCACCCAGGAGCGAGCCUCCGCCCACACACUCAAAGCGAGCUCGCGUAACCCUAGCUUGCGCGGCAUGCAGAACUCGCAAAACCAAGUGUAAUGGCGAGCGCCCUCAGUGUAGUGAGUGUGCGGCUCGUGACAGCCAGUGUCAGUACAAGGAGACGGAAACUGCCCAAACCAAGCGUAAGCAUCAGGACCUAGAAGAGCUGUUCGAGUUACUCAAGUCGCUGCCGUACGAGGACGCGUCCGAGGCACUAGCACGAAUCAGGGCGGGUGAGGAGCCGCGGGACAUUGUCGAAACUAUUACGCAUGGCAAUGUGCUUAUGCAGAUUGCCACGGAGAUUGGGGGCAGCAGGCCUAGUGCUGAUGAGAGUCCGACUAAGAGCAGGAGAGGGAGCGCCAGCGGCAUUGAAGAUGAAGAAAAGACGAAGUCUGAGAGUGCUGGCGGUAGUGGUGGUGUUGCUGGCAGCAGCGGGGAUACCCAGGAGCUAGAGCCAAGGACGGCCGAUGUACCAACGAGAGAAAAGAGCCGGUGAGGCAGUCAGGAGAACUACUACGUUACGUUUCAGAGAUCGCUUCGCACAACCGACGAGCCGCCUUUCAACAGCCGUCCCAUAGAUGGACGGGGACCCGUGGAGGAGUGUCCCCCACUCAUUGAUUCAGCCACAGCCUCAACGAGACAUCCACUUCGAUGUCCCUUCUCCCCAGACCUACGCAUGAGAAUUCUUAGUCUACAAUUUCUGCGCGCCCAAAUUUUGCCUUCCCCUUGUCAAGGCGCCGAAGUCAAAUCAUGUAUACAUACUUUAUCUUGUCUUGAAGCUGUAAGUCGAAGCAACAAUACUACUAGUC
This is a messenger RNA of Bipolaris sorokiniana ND90Pr, 1278 nucleotides long. RefSeq lists its product as uncharacterized. Lineage: Eukaryota; Fungi; Ascomycota; Dothideomycetes; Pleosporales; Pleosporaceae. Gene Ontology annotation, molecular function: DNA-binding transcription factor activity, RNA polymerase II-specific; zinc ion binding. The transcript is spliced from 2 exons. Gene Ontology annotation, biological process: regulation of DNA-templated transcription. The record is from RefSeq and is a predicted model, not a curated record. The coding region runs from base 357 to 965 and encodes 202 amino acids.